Messenger RNA from Lasiosphaeria miniovina, 1229 nucleotides. RefSeq lists its product as uncharacterized. The transcript is spliced from 2 exons. NCBI's taxonomy places the organism in Eukaryota, Fungi, Ascomycota, Sordariomycetes, Sordariales, Lasiosphaeriaceae. Bases 51 to 926 code for a protein of 291 amino acids. The record is from RefSeq and is a predicted model, not a curated record.
CCGGAUCGAGCCUCAGCCUUUCUCGAUUUGGUUGGCCGAGACGUCCUCAAAUGUCCUCAAGCGUGGCACGGCUUCGUAGAGGGAGCCCGUCGUGGUGGAAAAAGCCUUGUAAUUUCAUUUUGAAAAAGAUUAAAAAGUACCUGCAAGGGCGGCCGUCCACCGCCAACCCCAACCCGCGCGGGAAACACCACCGCAACCCACUCCCGUGGAAAGGGCGCAAGCUGUUUAGCGCGUGGGACUGGCAAGACGACGCGGCCGAGUACAGGCGACAGCUGUUCGCGGCACAGCGCAGUAGCGUCAACCCCGCCAACAUCAAAAACCAGCGCCCCAACAAGCCGCACCUCCUCAGCUUCAUCCAGUGCCAGGAGCAGCGCAACGCCACGAUAGGCUGGGGCCACUGCCCGUGCUGCGCCGACUACCGGCGCGAGCAGCUGCUCAAGAGCCGGCGCACUGCGUGGCGCGCGGCGCGCGACGAGGGCAUCGCCAUGGCGCGCGAGUACGAGAUCGGCCUGCCUGGCGACGACAGGUGGAAGCAGGACGAACGGCCGCGGCGGACGCCGUGGCUCGUCAGUCGCCAGACGGCUGAAGAUGAGGAAGAAGACUGGCCUGGCUUUUCCGAGGACACCGGGGACAAGGAGGCCGAUAUCUCGCUCAACACGAUCGCGCGCGAGGAGCCAAUUUAUACCAUUAGAUCUCGCGCGUUGCGGAAACCCCGCAGGCGGAGAACUGUCGCGGCGGCGGCAGUUCCCAUUCGAACGUGUCACGAUGCUGUUCCUGGGGUUAGGGUAGAUGAGGUGUCGUUCUUCCCUGGAGCGCAGCUUUCUGAAGAAGACUGGAUCGAGCUGGACGGGGAUGUUGGGUUCGAUUGGGAGCUAGCGUCCUCUGCGAGCACCGUGGACGACUGGGAGGCUCUGGAUUAUGAAUGAUGAUGGGUGGGUUUGGAGAUAUGCAUAGGUACCAAGCUUCGAUCUGAGUUCCGGAAUGGGCCGCCAAUAUACCGCUAUUCAGGAGAUUAGGUCAUGUUGUUUACGUGAUCGACGAUAAAACUCUUGCUCAGUCGCCUCUUCUUUUCUCGAAAUCAAUAUCCAUUUCUAUACGCUUGUCCAGAAAUUGCGUCCCAUCAGGCCAUCCCAAACUUGAACUUCAUUCGUAGGCUCGAUCUCUUGGGUGUCUAUCUCGAAGUUAAUCAAAUAGGAGCCCAUCCAUUUUGCAGAAGACAUAUUAGCCGU